Messenger RNA from Bradysia coprophila, 2496 nucleotides. Its product is annotated as protein-glucosylgalactosylhydroxylysine glucosidase-like. Gene Ontology annotation, molecular function: hydrolase activity, hydrolyzing O-glycosyl compounds. Lineage: Eukaryota; Metazoa; Arthropoda; Insecta; Diptera; Sciaridae. The record is from RefSeq and is a predicted model, not a curated record. Gene Ontology annotation, biological process: carbohydrate metabolic process.
UAAACAGUCAGUAUCAAGCGAGUUUCUGACUCGUCCAGUUUAAAACGUUUCGAUCCGAAUAACAAUGAACCGGAAAGCACUACAAUCUCUUACAAUAUUAAUUAGCCUAACGACUCUAAUUAACGGCGACAACUAUGUGUUCGAAUCGAAUGUGUUAGACGAUCCAAACAGAGUGCCGACUCUGUCAAAUGGUCACAUCGGAUUCGUUGCAUACAACGAUGCGGUUCACUUGAAUGGAGUGUAUAACGGUCAGACCGGUGAAAGCCAUCGAGCUCGUAUACCGAACUAUGGACGUGUUCAGUUUGAUUUGUGUGGACUUUAUGCACCGGAAGAUUUGUGUACAUAUUCCUUGGAUAUGAGGCAGGGAGUGUUUCGCACGACAUCCGUGUAUGAAGGCUAUACGGUAGAAUUGGUGACAUAUGCUCAUCGAUACUAUGAUAAAGCACUCGUAAACCAUGUUACGAUUAGGAGGUCCGUGCCGGGAAGUACAGGUACCUACACCGUCAGUCUGCAAAAUUUACCGGGAGCUGCAAGUGUUGACUUUGAUAUUAUAUCAGAUGGUGUUCGCACCAUUGAUGAAGUAGUCACAAGAGUAGUACAAUUAAGAACUGUCGUAAAGGAGCAUGACUCAUACCAGCCGAAUUUACGUGACGUUUUCGUCUACUCCCAAAACGUUGACCAAUUAAUACAAUUAGCUAGCGCAGAAGAUGAACGAACAUUUACGUAUAUUACAUGCUUUGGAAGCGAUAAAGGAUCCUUGGCAGAUAUCGAACAAGAAUACCGAUCAGUAUUACCGAUCAGAGACACCAUUCUAUCGUCUCACAUUGCCGAAUGGGAAAAGUUUUGGACGUCGAGUGGCAUCUCGGUUGAGGGCAACGAUGAAUUGGACAAAUCCAUUCAUGCCAGUUUGUUCUUCUUAAGUUCAGCUCUGCCGUCGCUAAAUACUUCAGGAUUGUACCAGAAACCGUUUUACGGAUUGGCACCCAGUGGUCUUGGCAGAGGUGGUGUAGUUCUGUCCGAAUAUCAAGGACAUUCGUUUUGGGACACCGAGAUUUGGAUGUUACCACCGGUUCUGUUGCUAGAGCCCGAAUGGAGUAAAGCUACUCUGAACUAUCGGUUUCAAGGUCGAAUCGCUGCGGCUGACAUUGCCAAAAGUCAUGAUUACGAAGGUUGGAGAUUCCCAUGGGAAGGUGGAUACACUGGUUGCGAAACCACACCCGAUUGCUGUCCGCAAAAUCCAUUUUACCAGCAACAUAUCACCGCUGGUGUAGCCUAUGCAUAUCGAAAUCAAUUUUUUGCCACCCACGACGAAGAAUGGAUGAAAUCGGAAGGAUGUGAAAUGGCAUACCGAACAGCUGAGUAUUGGGCCAGUCGUGUCGUAUACAAUUCAACCGAUAAAUUAUAUGAAAUAAUUGGGGUCAUGGGACCGGAUGAAGAUAUUUGGAAUGUUACAAAUAAUCCGUACACAAAUGUAAUUGCCGCCUAUAAUUUGUUCUUCGGAGAAUACGCUGCCUGCUACUGCCAUCAGUUCUUCCCCAAUUUAUACAACGAAUCGAACGGUUGGGAUAAAAUAGCAAGAGGAAUACGUUUGCUGUACGACGCAGAACUUGAUUACACUCCGCAACACGAAACAUUCGAUCCGGACGAAGACACUGUCAUCAAACAGGCCGAUACCGUUUUGAUCGGUUAUCCUUUAAUGUAUCAGUUAGCUACCAGCACAUUGCGGAACAAUCUUUACAAAUACGGUAAUAUGACCCGCGAAGAUGGUCCCGGAAUGACAUGGGCAAUGCAUGCUAUCGGACACAUUGACAUCGGAGAGGUGCCCAGUGACGAAAUGUUUUACAGAAGCUAUGAUCCGUAUAUUCGACGACCGUUUUAUACAUGGCAAGAGGUUGUUGAACCGUUUGUGGGUGUCGGUAAUUUCAUUACUGGUGCUGGUGGUUUUCUUCAGUUGAUAUUGAAUGGAUAUGGUGGCAUUCGAUUGUACAGUGAUCAUAUGGCAAUUAGUCAUACUUUACUACCGCCUAGUACAACCAAACUGACUAUUAAUGGUUUCAAAUAUCUGAAAGGGGAAUUCUCUUUGGAACAAACUGACACAUCACUUAGACUGACGGUGAAACGUUUUGGUAAUGUGCUCAUCCGAAUCGACGGUCAACCGCCAGCUUCUCAAACUCAAACCAUUUAUGACCUGUCGAAAACGCAAACCAUUGAAUUUUGGCCGAGCUCAUCGGACAUUUUUGCCAAGUGCACUAUGGCUCCGAAUAUCAUUAACAUACCAACCGAUUUCGUUGAGCCGACACCAGAACCGCCUACUACACAGCCACCAACAACAACAGAACCGCCAACAGAGCGACCGACUAGUGAACCAUCAAAAAGUAGUUCGACAUUUAAAAUAUCAUCAUUUUUAAUAGCAGCCAACAUUUGUGUACUCUACUUCUUCUUACGUUAAAAGUUGUUCAAAUAUAUAUCCCGCAACAGUCGGGGAAUUUCUUUUUU